AUGGCGGAGGCGGUGGUGGAGCUGCUGGAGCGGGCGGCGCGGCGGGAGGCGCCGCUGGAGGAGCUGCGGGCCCUGCGGCUCGCCGUGCAGGCCGUGCCACCCGCAGCCCUCCGCGCCCGCCUCAGCGACGACCACCUGGGAGCGCUCUUCGCCCUCCUCAGCGCCAAUGACCGGGAGCAGGUGUCUGCGUGUGUUUCCAUCCUGGAGAGGCUCCUGCAGGCCCUGGACCCGGUCUAUGUGAUCCAGAAUCUCAGAGAAGAGCUUCAGAAAGGGCUUUUCCACCCCGAUGACUCCGUGAAAAUCCUCACCAUAUCUCAGGUUGGGAGGAUUGUUGAAAAUUCAGAUGCUGUCACAGAAAUUCUGAACAGUCCUGAACUAUUACGGCAAAUAAUAAAUUGCAUUGGUGGAGAGAAAAUAGCAGUGGCUAAAGAGGCCAUCAAAUCGCUCUCAAGAAUAGCACAGACCCGAGAUGGCUUAGAGGCUUUAUUUGUGAGCAGUUUGUUGAGUGACUUGAAAAAUGUCAUGGCAACGAGUGAUAUUGUUCGAUAUAGAGUAUAUGAGUUAAUUGUUGAGAUUUCUUCGGUGUCAGCAGAUUCGCUAAAUUACUGUGCAAACAGUGGAUUAAUAUCAGAGUUAAUUGGAGAGCUGACGGGAGAUGAUGUGCUGGUCAGAGCUACAUGUAUAGAGAUGGUGACCUCACUGGCCCAUACUCCACAUGGGCGUCAGUAUCUUGCUCAACAAGGAAUUAUCGAUAAAAUUUCGAACAUCAUCGUUGGUGCAGAGUCUGAUCCUUUCUCAGGCUUCUAUUUACCAGGAUUUGUUAAAUUUUUUGGAAAUCUGGCUGUUGUAGACAGUCCACAGCAGAUCUGUGAACGAUACCCUGUCUUUAUGGAAAAAGUCUUUGAAAUGGCAGAAAGUCAUGAUCCAACCAUGAUUGGAGUGGCUGUGGACACCCUAGGAAUCCUGGGAUCAAGUGUGGAAGGCAAACAGGUUUUACAGAAAACUAGAAAUAGAUUUCAAAAUCUGUUAAGCAGAAUAGGGCACCAGGCAAAGAAUGCCCCCACGGAGUUACGCCUUCGAUGCUUGGAUGCAAUUUCAUCUCUUCUUUACUUGCCUCCAGAGCAGCAGACGGAAGACCUUAUAAGAAUGACUGAAUCAUGGUUCACAUCCUUGUCUAGCCAGCCAUUGGAACUCUUCAGGAGCAUCAGUACUCAGCCAUUCCCUGAUCUCCACUGUGGGGCUUUACGGGUAUUUACUGCUAUUGCAAAUCAACCAUGGGCCCAGAAGUUGAUGCUUGACAGCCCAGGGUUUGUGGAGUACAUUGUAGACAGAUCUGUGGAGCCUGACAAAGCUUCGAAGGAUGCCAAAUACGAACUGGUUAAGGCCCUCGUAAACUCUAAAACAAUCGCGGAAAUCUUUGGAAAUCAGUAUUACUUGAGGCUUAGGGCUUACUUGCGUGAAGGCCCUUAUUAUGUUAAGGCAGUUUCUACUACAGCUGUGGAAGGAGCAGAAUAAUGUCAGUGGUGUCUUGGUUCCCCUUCUUGCAAACCAUGUUACUGAAGUAAGUGUUAAGAUAUAAGGUGUAAAGACUCUCCACACUGGAGUCUCUUUAGAUUGUCUCUUUAAAGGAUUGUGAAGCACUUUGACUCUAUUUUGAAAUGAGAGUCACGAGAGCAAAUCAAAACCUAUAGGGCACAGCAUAUUUUCCCAUAGAAUGUCAUGGCAGAAGUUCUCUGUGUACUGUCGUGAGACAAGUAACCAAGGUAAGCACUCUGUCAACUGCUGACUGUGUUUUAUUUUGCAGAAAUUAUCAGUGUUUGGUUAAACUGUUCUUGGAUUUGGAGUUCCUAUCGUGUUUUCUCAGUAGAUCACAGUUCAAUUAAAAAAAAAAACAAACCACCAAAACACCUCGAGGUUUGUAACCUCAGAUGCUGCCAUAGUUUCUCUCUUUUUUUAAAAUUUUUUUGUAUCUGCUGAACUUGGCACUUGCAUGGAACGUACUCUUUUAGCCAGUCCUAUUCUGUCAGAAACCCUGUUGGUAAAAAUAAGCUAGUAACAUUCUGUCCACAUGAGGGAGUAAGAACUGGGUUCUCUUCUAUUUUCAACUUGCUGGAUGUAAGUCUUGCUUCAAUAAAUAAUCCUAAAUAUUGUUUACAUUUUAUGCUGAGGAUGAAGAAAAGCUUUUAGCCCUUUUAAAAACAAAUGAAUGCACGCUCUAGUGCAUAAAACCAAAAUGGGAGCUUUGUCUUCCUUGUUGACUGCGACCUUGUAUGGCAGCUCAGUUUACUUGCUCAAAAGGAGCAUGAGCUAUAGCACUACAAGUCUACUUCAGAACCAAAUCUUAAAUUGUUUACACUAUUUUUAAACAGAUAAAUUUUUUUAGUUUUAAGUGUUAUUUAAAAAAAUGUAUGAUUUUAGUUGCCUGAGCUAGAAUAAAAGGGGUAAGAACAUAAAGCUUUCAUGUUUUAAGGGCAUGAACGGAAUUAGGAAUAUGGAAAUGUAGUACCUUACGAAAUUGUGAUCUUCUUUUGAAGGUGGUCAGCUAGCUGUGGAUGAGAUGCAAGACUAGCUGGACACUCUGGUGACAUGUGAUGUGUCGUUGUCCAUUAACCGAGACCACAAUGUACUUUAUACAAAAGGUUUAUAUUAUUUUUAUUGAGGACGUAAGAAACAAAUCUGAGGAAUAGCUGGGGGGAGCAUAAUAACACAUGAAAUUACUGCUUUGGGGCUUAUUUUAGUAGUGUGUCAGGUCAGGUAUACCUCUAUGGAAAGUACUCGCCCUAUGUCCCCGCUCUGCCAAGUGAAGCAGGAUGAUCUAGUCAUGCCGUAACGCUCUUCUUGCUUGUAGUAGCUUUGAGCUGCAGCAGAGGUGAUGGUAUUGCCUGCCAAAAACUGCUGGCAAGGCGUCGAAGUGGGCUCAGAGGAGCAGGGUAGUUGGGGAAGAUCCCUUAAUGUUUAAUAAGCUAUCUGAAUGCAGGCGAUCUGCCUUGUUGCUUAUGAUCUCAUAUGUACAAAAGUUGUCAUCCAGCAUUAUACUACUGCUGAUGCUUUCAUCCUACAUGUGCAUAAUAAACAUCUGCUGGCGAGAAAUGCGGUACACAGCGUCUCAUUUGUGAACGGAGAGAGCACAGAAGCUUCAUGAAUCCUGCAUCCAGAAAAAACAUGAAAGCACUAAAAAGGAAACGAAAAAGAGCACACGAGUCCUUAGUUUGCGCUUGUAUUGGACAGUUCAGCUUUGUUAUUUUAGGUGGCUUUGUGCGCUGGUAGCUCUGUAUGAGCCGUAUACUAAAAAUCUCAGUAAAAGAAAUCAAUAUA
Molecule: messenger RNA, 3315 nt
Organism: Gymnogyps californianus (California condor)
Lineage: Eukaryota; Metazoa; Chordata; Aves; Accipitriformes; Cathartidae
Gene: PSMD5
Product: proteasome 26S subunit, non-ATPase 5
Exons: 10
Coding region: 1-1515 (504 amino acids)
Biological process (GO): proteasome assembly
Cellular component (GO): cytosol
Source: RefSeq, a predicted model, not a curated record